This is a messenger RNA of Medicago truncatula (barrel medic), 2405 nucleotides long. RefSeq names its product F-box/kelch-repeat protein At5g42350. The record is from RefSeq and is a predicted model, not a curated record. The coding region runs from base 293 to 2044 and encodes 583 amino acids. Gene Ontology annotation, cellular component: SCF ubiquitin ligase complex. Lineage: Eukaryota; Viridiplantae; Streptophyta; Magnoliopsida; Fabales; Fabaceae. The transcript is spliced from 2 exons. Gene Ontology annotation, molecular function: protein binding.
AGAGUGGUGCGGUCGCUUUACUAAAUUCCCAAACCAACCAAAGCAUCAAAUUGUCCAAUUUCCUUUUUUUCUUUUUGUUUUUAUUUCUCUAAUAAUUACUCUAUUCUGAGAAACGAAAAAAAGAGUAAAGUGAUAGCUAGCAUAGCACCGAUUUUGGUGGUUCAUUUCUUUCUCUCUCAACUGCAUUAUUGCAGACGUUGUUAAGGCGAGCUUGUGUUCUAUUCUAGGUGCAUAUUGCAAGAUAAGAGAUGGGUUUUGUAUAUUUUGUUGUGAAAAGUUGGUGAGCAUAAUAAUGUUUUCUGAAAGAUCGGGGGCAGAAGAAUCUCGUUGUCAAGAAGAUUUCCACGGUUUUAGUGUGUCCAAGCGUCUUGUUAGAAGUGUCAGCCAGAAGUUGAGGAAGAAGAAUAAUAACAGAAGUUUAGGGGAAGAAGAUGAUGAUGUAAAUGGAGUCAAUUUUAAAUGUCUAAGUCUGUAUGGUCGGGGUGGAGGUUGCAAGGUAGGUGCUGACACUAGUGAAGAAUUAGGAGAUUCGAGCACAAGAAGGAGAUCUAGUUCCAGUGAAGAAGGAAAGGGAUAUAGACCGGUUUGUGGUCCCCAAGAUACUGCUGUUGUAGACUGCUUCUCAUAUGGGGUGAGAGAUAGGUUUUGGAGGAGACACCACAGAAAGAAUUCUGAACUUGAUGAAUUGUUAACAACAAACAAUAAAAUGCAUGUCUUUCUUCCAGAUGAUAUUCUGGAAAUGUGUUUGGUGAGGCUUCCGUUGACAAGUUUGAUGAAUGCCCGACUUGUUUGCAAAAAAUGGAGGUCCUUGACCACCACACCUAGAUUCCUCCAGCUGAGAAGGGAGGGCUUGUAUCAAAAUCCAUGGUUAUUUCUGUUUGGUGCCGUUAAAGACGGCUUUUGCUCUGGUGAGAUACAUGCGUUGGAUGUGUCUCAGAAUCAAUGGCACAGGAUCGAGGCUGGUUUUCUCAGAGGAAGGUUCUUGUUCUCUGUUGCUAGUGUACAAGAUGAUAUCUUCAUUGUUGGAGGAUGUUCUAGCUUGACUAACUUUGGGAAAGUGGAUCGGAGCUCAUUCAAGACGCACAGAGGGGUGCUUUCAUUUAGCCCCUUGACAAAAUCUUGGCGUAAAAUAUCAGCUAUGAAGUAUGCUAGAUCAAUUCCUAUACUGGGAGUCUUUGAAGUCAGUUUGGAUUUUCCAAGUUCUCAAAGCCAUCAGAGUCGGCAGGACAGACGUUUUCCAAGAUCGAAGAUUGGUGGGGUAUCAGACGUCUAUGAGGAUCCUCAUAAGCUUUCAAUGAGACGUCAUUGCAGAUCAACCUUUAAUGAGACGGAAGCUUCAUCAUUGUCUAGUAGAAAGGCGCAUAAAUUCAUGAGACAAAUAAGCGAUCUUUCAAGCUCAAAGAGUAGUAGAAGGUUUUUGUUGAUAGCUGUUGGAGGUCUUGGAUCUUGGGAUGAGCCUCUGGACUCGGGAGAAAUAUAUGAUUCUAUCUCCAAUAAAUGGACUGAAAUCCCAAGACUGCCUUUUGAUUUUGGGAUUGCUUGUUCUGGAGUUGUAUGUGGCAAGAUGUUUUAUGUUUACUCUGAAACAGACAAGCUUGCAGCAUAUGACAUAGAACGAGGUUUCUGGAUUGCAAUUCAAGCCACUCCGAUCCCACCUCGUGUACAUGAGUACUACCCCAAACUUGUAUCUUCAAAAGGUCGUCUGUUCAUGCUUUCCGUGUCAUGGUGCGAAGGUGAUGGUCAAAUUGGGCGCCGAAACAAGGCUGUUAGAAAAUUAUGGGAGUUAGAUCUCAUGUAUCUUACCUGGACUGAAGUCUCUGUACAUCCUGAUGCCCCAAUGGACUGGAAUGCUGUAUUUGUGGCCGACAAAAACUUGAUUUUUGGAGUUGAGAUGUUCAAAAUAUUUGGCCAGGUGUUGGAUUUUUUCACUGUAUGUGAUGUGACUGAUAUGUCAAACUGGAACCAUAUUUCAAGGAACCAUGUCACUCAUGAGCUGGAUGGUUCAUCGUGUGUGACCAAAUCUGUAGCAGUAAUGCACCUUUGAACUCCUACAGUCCUAUGCUGAACAGCACAAUCUCAAAUAUUCCAUGUACGUUGUUUUGAGAUGCAAAAUGACCGAUGACCGGCGGUAAGUCCUGCUUUGUAUUUGCUGCAUAUAAUUGUACAACAGCUAGUCGUCUGAACUCGUUUUUAUUUCUCAGUUUCUGUGUUUUUUUAUUUAAUGUACCUUUUGAUUUAAUUCAUUUUACACCGAUCAUAAAGUUCAAUUUCAUCUGACUGUGCACUUGUAUUUUUCAUGCUAGCUAGUUAGCCUUCUGAGUUUUUGGAAUUAUGUUAUUGUAUGUAAAUGAAUUAUUCUCAUCUGUUAUUUGUCAAAAUUCUAUAAAUAUUGCUAAUUGCAGUCA